This is a messenger RNA of Lizanozyma spartinae, 9921 nucleotides long. It is a transcript of the gene TOM1, whose product is annotated as E3 ubiquitin-protein ligase. The record is from RefSeq and is a predicted model, not a curated record. Bases 1 to 9921 code for a protein of 3306 amino acids. Gene Ontology annotation, biological process: protein polyubiquitination; proteasome-mediated ubiquitin-dependent protein catabolic process; positive regulation of protein catabolic process. Lineage: Eukaryota; Fungi; Ascomycota; Pichiomycetes; Serinales; Debaryomycetaceae. The transcript has a single exon. Gene Ontology annotation, molecular function: ubiquitin-protein transferase activity.
AUGUCGGACGCAACAGUUGGUGCCACCAGAGAGCGAGGUCGCCAGUACCGACCCUUGAUAGAUGAAAUCUUAAAAUGUGACGACAAGGACUUGAGUCAGGUGUUGAACAAGAACAUGACCGAAGAGAAAGGCGACACGCUUUAUUGGGUUGAAGUCAUGUCCAAAUUUGAAAAGAUUAUCGACAAAUUGAUUGACAAAUACGGCUUGGAAGACACCGAAGUCAGGCUCCAAUUGAUCAACAAUUAUGAUAGUCAAUUGGUAAUUUCCAUUAUAAAAUUUGUUAGAGAAUUGAUAAAACUCCACUCGUGGCAAGCGUGUACUCUUGGAGGCAAAAUCUCCAAGUUUAUCAAAACUCCUUCCAUAGACGUUAAACUCGAAGCCUUGGAGUUUUGUGUGGUGUUGACUAAAAGAGACUUGGGGUACUAUUUGAAUCCUAUUUCCAAGCAAACCAAAAUGGAGAUCCUACGUCUUGCGCAAUGUUUCCCACCGCCAUUGCCUGUGGGGUUCUCUCAGAAAGUGAGCCAAUCAAAGACGCAUACGCUGGAGGAUUCAAGAGUAAUUGGAGGUUAUUAUAGCUUGGUGGAUGCUUUAAAUCCGAGAAUGAAAUAUCCUUCCAAAUGGAAGGGACUCAGUUUUUCGUAUUUUUCCUCGUCUGUGGUGAAGGACGUUGCUCCUGCUGCUUCUGCUGUAACAGCCGGAGAAACACUGAAAGCCGACAAAAAGAAGAAAAGAUCAUCCUCAAAGCAAACAGUACUUAAAGAAGGAGUUUCGACUUUUUUCAUGUCUGAUGAGAAUGUUCGAAAGUAUUCAUACGAUCAAAUCCUUGAUAAAGGCUCUGCCUCAAUCCCCAAGGACCACUGGAACGAUUUCAGCUUGACGGCUUUGAUAGCAAAGUCGUUCAACACAAGAUCUCAUGAUGCCAUGAAAUUACGGGAGAAAAUAGUCAGAAUGAAAUGCUUUGCAAUUGCCGUUUUAUUUUGUGCCUGUCCCUCAGACUUUGUCAUUACCCGUUUUAUUGAGGCCCAUCAUGUUUCUGAUUUAAAUUUUGUGGUUGACUUGAUACUGCCAGAAUACGCCAAUAUCGUUUCUAAAGAAGUGUACUACUCAGCCACAGUAUCGUUAUUAUGUCUCGCUGUUCACUGUUCCGUGAAAGAUACCUGGACUGGGGAUUUAUUUCGUUAUCUCGGUGGUAAUCUAAGCCAUGGAAUGAUGUUCCAAAACUUAAGACACAUUCAACAACAAGUGGCUUCGAACGACCCUUCAUAUGAUGAAACUGCCAACUGCUAUUUUAUUUCCAUGUUUUACUAUUUUCUUGAUACUUCUUGCAGCACCAGGUUACAAAUUGUUGGUCUUAUGGAUGAUCUAUUAUCGUUCUUGAGAAUAGAAACUAAAUACAAGAAAACUUGUGGUACUGCAGCCGUGGCCCUUCAUGCUUGCUUUAAAAUAGGCAACGAAGUCUUGGACGACUUUGACAAUCUUGGAGGGUUUGAGAUUCUUAUAGAAGCCAUUCAAAGAGAAGUGAGGCUAGCUAUGGAAAACCACUCAAAGAAUUUGAAAUUAUCUAGAGACGAACGUACCUAUAUUACUGAUUUAAUACUGGUUGUUGCCAGAAUCUUAGAUAUUGAUUUUGGUGACCGUUUGAGGACUCUUUUUGAUUCUCCAAUCUUACAAUGCUUCAACACAAUACUUGAAAACCCCCAGUUUUUUGAUCAAAAAGUAGUAGGAUAUACGGUGAAUUCAAUCAGGUCAACUAUCAAUAAUUUCCCUUCGGCAUAUUCUAUUUUGAAAGAAGCCAAUGUCAUCUCUACCUUGUUCAAUAAUUACAGCAAAUUGUUUUUCCCAUCAGCAGGCAUGUUUGCUUCGUUGGCUGAUGUCAUUGGUCCUCUUUGCUUGAAUAAAGAAGGACUCAAAGAUGUUCUUGAUAGUUCGAUCAUUCGUGAUAACUUCAAAGUGUUUUUGGACGUUGAGCUUUCCAAAGAAUUGGAUUCCCGUUCAAGUUUAGGCUUAGGAAGAACGUUUGACGAAUUAUCAAGAUAUUAUCCUGAACUUAAACCGUUAAUCAUCAAAGAAGUCAAAGAAUUAUUACAUGAUGCUGUGCCAUUUUUGAGAGAGAACCUUCAAGGAGUUGAGUUUUAUACUUCGUCUGAAGGUACUUUUUAUAAUAAAAAUGACGAUGAUGAACCUAUCAAAGUGGAAGGAGGUGUAGGAGUUAACAGCUGGGAGACUUCUAAAUUCUUCCUUUUGGACAAUAUAUUUAAUUUCACUGGUGGGUUAUUUUAUUACCAACAAUGGGACGCAGAGGUGUUGGAAGCGAUUCCAUUUGAGUACAUUUGUGAUCUUUUAACCAUUCCAAAUAGCCCCUAUGAUAUAAUUGAUUCCUUUGACUCACAUAGACUAGAGGAAAUACUAAGCUAUUUUGACAGUAUUAAACGAGGAUAUGGUUUAGAAGUGUUGAUUAAAAGAUUAAAACAUCAUUUACGAGGUACCCAGAUCCAAGCAUUCAUCCACGAUGAAUCUACAACCGUAAGUCAUUUUGUUAGAUUUGAACACGACGGCCUGGAAAUGGGGACAGAGCUCUUGCAACAAAUCAACGUGGUUUCCUGCUUGCUCCAUGUGCUUACACUGUGUUAUGUUGCGAUUUUCAAGGAAAGAAUCAUUCAAUUGGCGACUUUAAUUGACUCUGAAUUCAUUCUAAACAUCGGACUUUUGUUAAGAAGAUGUACUGUUGAAGAAACCGUCAUCAGAUCCAACCUUCCUGCCUCAGUUGCUGCACUUACCAUCCCCUAUGCAGAUUAUGGAAACGACAUGCCACCGAUGUUGAUCCACUCGCAAGAACCUCUUGAUGACCCCCCCAAAAGAGACGGGAAUACAGCAAAAUAUAAGAACACCGUUCAAAUGAGAGAGCUAUUCCGUCAAACUACUUACAAAUCAGCAAUUUUGUUCAAUGUGUUACCAAAGAUUUGUAUGUUCAAAAAACAAGAGUUCCUUACACCGGAGCUAAGGAGGAAAGCCGUGCAAAUCAUCCUUUCUAUCUCCGAAGUGUUUUCCAAGUUCUUUGAUCUUCAGUUCCCGGACACUUCUCAAGAGUCAAGCUAUACGUUGGUUCUCGUGAACCUCGUUAGCCACUGUUUGUCACAAAAGGCACCUAAAGACUUGAGGAACACUGCACUUGUUAUUGGGCUCUUGCAAACACUGUACUUUGAAAAAAUCUCCAAGAUUGCCGAAUCUUUAUGGUCCAACUUACUUGAAACCUCCCCUGACGAAGUGGAGAAAACAAAGGAACUCAAAUACAUUAGUAUUGCUGAGAAUAGCACCAUUAAGAAUGCCAUUUACCAAAUCUUCACUUCAUUUGCCUAUAUUGUUCGAGAUGAGUUAAUGCCGAACUUGCCCAUGACCAGUUCUUACUUUGCAAGGGGAUACUCUGGUCCCAACCAAUUGGUUUCAUCAGUGUUGCUUCAAACCCGAGUUCUAGCUAUGAGGUUGCUUCUGAAGACUGUUGGUCCGGAGUCACAGCUCUUUGCUACAGAAGGUCGAGGUAUCAACAGUUCUAAUAUUCCUUCGCAGGUUAUUGAGCAAUGUCUUACCAUAUAUCAGGCUAUUCUGGUAACCAAACUUGAUGCAGACACCGAGAUUGAGCCAUUUGUGGGCUUUGACGUCAACAAUGUUGCUCCUCGUGGUCAAGAUCUUCAAAUCUUGAUCGAUAAUGGUGUUCCAAUGGAAGAGGCCAUUAAUAUGACCAACAAGUCCAGAGAUCUACGAGAUAUCAUCAAUAAGAACGAUGCUCAUUUAUGGGAAUACAAUCUUGACGACAUUAGUGACACCUUAAAGGAACUUGCCAAUAAAGAUGACAUGGAACAUCCGUUGACAACUCGUGAUAAUUCAGAGGAAUACCUUGAACUUUACGCUAAGAUUGCGUCUUCAAUAUUAAAGAACCUUUUCAUAUUGACAGAAAACUAUCCUCGAUGUGUUGAAUCUAUUAUGGAAGUUCUCUUGACCAUUUCCAAUGAUCCGACUGAAAUUGUGUUUGAACACCUUAAGAAAAUGAUGCACAACAAGGAAGAAAGCACUAGUGCACGCAUUGCACCCGUUGCACUUUUGUUCAGUUGGUGUGUGAACAAGUGUUGUAAGAACUCUGUUAUUCUUGAACAAGCAGCCCAGUUUAUCAGCGCUGAAUAUCACAAUAAUGUUGUUCAUGUGAAUGAAGAGUAUUUUGCAUAUCUCUUGUUCAUCUUGGAGACAUUAUUGACCAUGAGUGACGUUCCCAAUGUUGAAGAGACCGUCCACAAGUUUCAAUACAAGGCUCCACCCUACAAGGUUUCAACAGAACUUAAGGAGAACAUGUUGGAAUGUAUCUUGAGCUUUGGAAAGAUUCUGGAGAAGAAAACCGCCUAUGCUUUGGGAAGAGUGCUCAUAUUAUAUGCUAGAGAUCAACUAUAUGCCAGCAAGAUCGUCAAGUCUAGUGUCUUGAGCGAGUUGAUCCAUGUUGCACUCUCGUACACCAGCGAUUCCAACCAAACGUUUGAUCCUUAUAGAAAGAUUAUUAUUAUUCUUCUUAGAAGAUGCUAUGAAACCGUGGACAUUCUCAAGAACUAUAUGACCCCGGACAUUUUACAUUUGUUCUCUGGCUCGUUGAGGUCCAAGAGAGAAUUGGAAUCGUGUCUUCGGGAGACCUCUGCCUUGGUUCUUCGGGAGCCGACAGUUUACGUAGAUACGUUCACCAAGUAUACUGUUCUUGAGGGCUACGACGGGUCUUCUGAAUUGUCUCAAAACAGAUUAAUUGUGAGUAAAGUAGACGAGAAGAAGGACCACAAGGAAGACGGUGAUGGUGAAGCUGAUGCUGAUGUUGAAAUGGAAGAUGCUCAUAAAAAUGUUGUGGGCCAACAUACUACGGGAAUUGUUCACUCGUUGUUGCAUGAGUUGAUGCACACUAUGAAACAGGAUUGGAUGUCGCAUCCAGAGGAACCCAAGAAGAACAGUUCCCGUAACAACAAAAAGAAGACUAAAGAAGACAAUAAGAAUGAUAUCAAGGCCGAUGUGUUCAAGAACGGACAUUUUGCCUAUGCCUGUUUUAUUCUUCAGGUUCUUAUUGAGUUAUUGAGUUCCUACAAGCAAGCCAAGUUUGAGUUUAUAUCUUUCUCCAAGAGACAAGUAGCUGAGGAUCAAAUCAGGCCACUUCCCACGGCAUUGAACUUUAUGAUUCACCAAAUGGUCUCUUUGUGCCCUAAUGAGAACGAGAACAGCAUCAAGGCAUCCAGAAUGAAUACGUUAUCGACAUUGGCUAAGCUUGCACUUGUUUCGUUAAUUUCCACUCCAAUUCUUGACGAAAAGAACUCGCCUGAUCCCAAGAAUGAAGACAUUGACAUGGCUUUUAUCCGGAAGUUCUUUACUGAUGUUUGCGGUAAGAUUCUCAUCGAUACUCUGGAGAUGAGUACCGUUGUUGCGGAAAUCAAAUAUGCCAAACUUCAACGAGUGCUUGAGCUUUAUGGUGCUCCGUUCUCCAACAAGCUUUCUUCCUUGGUGAGCUCAUUACGGAACAAGAGGGCCACGGUUUACGAUUCGUUCUACAUCACCAAGUGUAUGAUGGACAAGCAGGUUCCCAACUUGAUAGCCAAAGUAACUGCUGAUUACGACUUGAACUACGCCGACAUCAGUCGAGUGAUUAAGGCCGGAAGUAAGGUGCUCAACUCGUUAGGGAAAGUUCGGAGUGACAACCAAGAAUUGUUUGAGCAUGGCGAGCGGGACGAUGAAGACGACGAAAUUGUUCCUAUCUCUGACGAUAGGGAAGAUGUGCCAGAUUUAUUCCGUAAUUCUACGUUGGGAAUGUACGACAUUGACGAAUCUGAAGAGGACGAUUUCUCUGGACUCGACGAAAUUCCAGAGGAGUUAUGGUCAGAAGAUGAAUCGAUAGAUCUUGUGUCGGACAACGAGAUGAACGCCAACGACAUUGAUGAUUUCGAGGCAGAAGACUCUGAUAUGGAUGUUGAUAUUGCCAUGGGAGAUGAUGAUGAUGAAGGUGAAGUAGUUAUGCACGACCAAGACUCCGAUGGUUAUGACUAUGACGAUGAUGAUGAAACUACGGAUUCUGAAGGUGAUGCUAUUGAUAUAAUUGAAGAAGUUACUUUUGACUCUGAUGACGAAGACGGAGAAGAUUUUGAUGAUGAUGACGGUGAAGGCAGCAAUGUUUCCGAUGAAGCGGAGUUCUUUGGAUUCGAUGACGAUAGCGAUGGCAGCGAAUACGACGAUGAUGAGUUCACAGAAUGGUUGGACGGUAUGCGGAACGGAGAAGUGUCAGAAGAUGAAGACGACAAUAAUAACGAAGAUGAAGAAGAUUUUAACCCUAGAAUUGUCACCAUAACCCCUGGCCGUCGUUCUAACGACACCAACAACAUCGACGACGACGACGAAGGGGACUUGGAAAGACUUUUGGUGUCCAGCAAUGCGCCAAAUGGUAACCCAUUGACUGCACUUUUGGAGAUAUUUGGCAAUGAUGCAGGAGGUAAUUCGUCUUGGUCGUCGUUUGUGGGUGGCCUUUUGAACGAGCCGUUGCUUUCUGAUUCUGUUACGUUUGGAAGCAGCAACGGCACUCGACUUGACUCUGAACGAGCUCUAGACGGGUUCCUUUCGUUGGCCAAAUUGGGCAACGACGGCGAGGUAAACUCCGUCAUUAAGUUCAGUUCCACAGUGGAAAGAUGGAGUGAUGCCAUGAGGUUAUUUUACGACAAUAGAAGCUUGUAUUAUUUGAGGGUAACCCCGGCCAUAGUCAAUCGGAUUCAAGACAAGAGUGCUGAGAUUUACAAGCGGAAGAAGGAGCAAGCGGAGAAGGUCAGAAUGGAGAAGUUACAGAAACAGUUGAAAAAACAGCAAGAAGAGAAGGAGAGAAGAGAACAAGAAGAGAAGGAAAGAAUGGAACUUCAACUGGAGCAGCAGCUGGAGCAAGAACAGCAACAAGUUGCUGCUGAAGGAGAACGUGAACCUAUUUAUGUUCUAAUCGGUGAUAGAGAGGUGGACAUUAGCGGGACAGAUAUUGAUCCUGAGUUCUUUGAAGCGUUACCGGAAGAUAUGCGAGAAGAAGUGUUCACCCAACACGUACGAGAACGUCGUGCUACGGCCUCGAACACCAAUGCCGAUGUCCGAGAAAUUGAUCCUGAUUUCUUGGAUGCUCUCCCUGAUCAGAUCCGGGAAGAGAUCCUUCAACAGGAGUCCAUGGCUCGCCGGUACUCUGCCAUUGAGAACAUGAGAGCCAUUGACGAUGAUCAAGACAAUAUUGAAGAAGACGAUGAAGAUGAUGAUCAAGAUGGUGAAGAGAACGAACAAGAUAUUGUUGUUAAUGCCUUGAGCGAACAUGAGAAUCACAGUAGUAAAAGCGGUAGAAACAAUGAUAGACUCAAGUUAAAGGUAUUUCAGACUCCAUUUGUUGAUGCCACUGGGGUGUUUUCCAUUCUUCGUCUUUUGUUCUAUCCUCAGCCACAUCCGUUUAGAGCUUACAUUCAUGAUACCUUGUUGUUUAUGUGUUUCAGCAAGCACACCCGGAACGAGGUUAUUGGGUUAAUGAUAGCCAUAAUGCAUGACUUGCUUACAAACCAGAACUCGAUCGAAAAGCUUUAUCAAAGUGUUGUGAUGAAAGCUAAGAGCAGCGGUGGUCCUAAUGGUGGAGGUUGUAUAGAGCUUCCCAAAGGAGCCACGUCAAAGAAUGUGGGUGUGCAAUUUGUCACAGCCAUGUUACAUUUGUUGCAGAGUAGCUACUAUGUUCGUUACUACAUGUUGACCGAACAUGAAAUCCCAUUCUUGGUUAAGAAAGGUGACCCCAAGAAUAAGAUUAAGGAAAUGAUGGUCAAGAAGAACAGAUACCCCAUCAAUUAUAUUAUACUGAUACUUGCUAAUCCUUUGGCUACCGAAGAUCAAUUCUUGGUGUAUCUUUUAGCCCACGUGCUACAGAAUGCCACCAAGCCUUUGGCCUCGCUUAAGAGAACAGAUGACGAUAAGAACGACAGCAGCAAUGCAACCCCUGCUGCUCCAGCUCCUACGUUGGCUCCGGUGAUCCCAGACCAUUAUUAUGCUUAUAUUGUUCGGAUUUUAACCGGGAACGAAUUCCACAGUGUCACCUUCAGACGAACCAUAAGUACCAUGCAAAAUAUGUCUUGGUUACCACACUCUCAGAAGAUUUUCACGGUGUUUUUAUCUGAUGAGGCUACUAAUUUCGGUAAGCUUAUCAUAGAUGAACUUAACGAGGCCAUUGACUUGAUCAAAGCUUCUCCAGAACAACAGCAGCUUGACAGUAAGCUCUUGGCUAAGUUUAGUUCUCAGUCUUCCAACCAGACAAAGCUUCUUCGUGUUCUUACGGCGAUGGACUAUAUGUACGAGCACCGGAACAAGGCAGAAGACGGGAACAAGGCAGAAGAUGGGAACAAGGCAGAAGAUGUUGACAACAAGAUGUUGACGGAAUUGUAUCAACAAUUAUCACUAGGAACACUCUGGGACGCUUUAAGCUCGUGUUUGCUGUUGUGUGAAGAACACUCUCGAGGGGAGGUUGCCACAUUGCUUUCCCCGUUAAUUGAGUCGCUUUUGCUUGUGUGCAAGCACAGCAAGAUCAAAGACAUGCAAGUACGAGAUUUGGCUUCGUUUGAAGUGAAGAAGAUCGACUAUACCAAGGAACCCAUUGAGAGGCUCUUUUUUUCGUUUACGGACGAACAUAAGAAGAUCUUGAACGCAAUGGUUCGGGCCAACCCGAAUUUGAUGAAGGGACUUUUUGGAAUGCUUAUUAGGAACCCCCGGGUGCUUGAAUUUGACAAUAAAAAGGCAUACUUCGAUCGUCGGUUGCUUCAAGACGUUGAUACUGAAAACACCUUGGCUGUUUCUGUACGUAGAGACCAGGUCUUUUUGGACUCUUACCGGGCGUUGUUCUUCAAGUCCAAGGAAGAGUUCCGAAACUCAACCUUGCAGAUUGAAUUCAAAGGUGAAAGCGGUGUGGACGCCGGUGGAGUCACCAGAGAAUGGUACCAAGUGUUAUCUAGACAGAUGUUUAAUCCUGAUUAUGCUUUGUUCAUCCCAGUGGCCUCUGAUGCUACGACAUUCCAUCCCAACAGAACGUCGUACAUUAAUCCGGAACACCUUUCGUUCUUCAAGUUCAUUGGGAAGAUCAUUGGUAAAGCUAUUUUUGACGACUGCUACUUGGACUGUCAUUUUUCCCGGGCAGUUUAUAAGCGAAUCUUGGGCAUUCCCGUGUCUUUAAAGGACAUGGAGACCUUAGACUUGGAGUACUAUAAGUCGUUGAUGUGGAUGCUUGAAAACGACAUUACCGACAUUUUAACCGAAGACUUCUCAGUGGAAACCGACGACUACGGCGAACACAAGAUCAUUGACUUGAUCCCCAACGGAAGAAACAUUGCUGUUACUGAAGAGAACAAACUGGAGUACAUUAAGAAGGUGGUAGAGUACAGACUUCAAACCAGUGUUCGAGAACAAAUGGAUAACUUUCUUCAAGGGUUCCAUGAGAUCAUCCCUAAGGACUUGGUGUCUAUUUUCGACGAACAAGAGUUGGAGUUAUUGAUUAGUGGACUUCCCGACAUUGACGUUGAUGAUUGGCAGUCCAAUACUUUGUAUGUGAACUAUUCACCCUCUACCAUACAAAUCCAAUGGUUCUGGAGAGCCGUGAAGUCGUUCGAUAACGAAGAACGGGCUAAACUCUUACAGUUUGCAACCGGGACUUCCAAAGUGCCGUUGAAUGGGUUCAAGAACUUGAGUGGAGCCAAUGGUAACUGUAAGUUUCAAAUCCAUAGAGACUAUGGUCUGAUUGACAGAUUGCCUUCGUCACACACAUGUUUUAAUCAGGUAAACUUACCAGCAUAUGAAUCUUAUGAAACACUAAGACAAGCGUUACUACUUUCAAUUACAGAAGGUCAUGAAGGGUUCGGUUUAGCAUAG